Molecule: messenger RNA, 5006 nt
Organism: Macroventuria anomochaeta
Lineage: Eukaryota; Fungi; Ascomycota; Dothideomycetes; Pleosporales; Didymellaceae
Exons: 4
Coding region: 283-4824 (1513 amino acids)
Biological process (GO): actin filament polymerization
Cellular component (GO): actin filament; cytoplasm
Molecular function (GO): microtubule binding; actin binding
Source: RefSeq, a predicted model, not a curated record
UAACACCUCCCUCUCCAGCCUGCACAACACGCUCCAACACGCUUCCACACGCUUCAGCACGCUCCAACAUGUCCUAAUACUCCAAGCACGUCUCUCAACAAGCUGUCUAUUGCGCAGCACUCUCUGGUCCUUCUGGUCCUCGAACCUGCCGUCGCGCAUAUCUCCCCAGGCCUGAUAUCCCUACCAUUACCCGCUCUCUGCACCCACCAACACAUGUGUGCAGCCUGUCGCGCAUCGUCGGUGAAGCUCCUCUGAGCUUCGCCAGGGGAAGCCAGGGCUGCCAUGUACGAGCGCGAGUUGAGCGUAGCUUCCUCGGUCCAUUUCUACGAGUCUGAAGGGACGCUGAAUGCUCCCGCAGGCCAGAUGCAGAGCGAUGCAUCGGUCGCAAAGCGCAAGGCAGAAGGCCUGUCUGCUGUCGCGGGGAAGAAGCGCAGGCUAGAUACACACGUACCUCCUUCCGUCCCAAGUCGGUUGGGAUACUGCGCAGGGCUGCCACCUGCUGUGUGGCAGCACAUCUUUUCUUUCUGUUCGCUUGCAGACCUUGGUCGGUUGAUUCAAGUCAAUCGACCCUUUCAUUCGUAUCUCACAGACGUGUCGAACGUGUCGAACGUCUCGAGCGUCUCGAGCGUCUCGAGCGUCUCGAGCGUCUCGAGCGUCUCGAACGUCUCCCCGUCCAAACCAGAGCAUGGUUGUUUGCAUCUCCUAAAGUCUGAAGCUCUGUGGGCCUCUGCCCGCAAUGCGUAUAACUCAAAUGCCCCAAAGCCCCUCCCAGGCCUUACUGAAGUGCAGAUGUGGCAGCUCGUCUGGUCGAAGAGGUGUCAGUUCUGUAACAAGCUCGAUCCUUCUGUUCCUGGUGAGAAGGUGUGGCAGCAAGGCCCAGGUGAAGCCGGAGUCCGCGCCAUCUGGCCAUUCGGCAUCAAAGCAUGUGGACCUUGUCUGAUGCAGCAAUGCCAGACAGACGCGAGCCUUCUCUUCUCCACCGCCUCUGCCCUCAGACCUGCGUUGCCGUUUGCGCUUCUUACAAACGACCACAACUACGUUCCUGCGUACGUUCUGCAGUCGACGGCAACGCCUGCCAAUGUCGAGAUUGGCAAAUACUACUACAAGAAGCAUGUCGAACAGAUAACACAGGAGCUCACCGAUACACUCGCUCUUGGGCCCGCUGCGGCUGAGGAGUGGUCCAAGGGUCUUGAAGCAAGAGGGAUGCAGCGCAUGAAGGCAGCUGAGAUCUGGGAGCGUUGGUAUACCAAACACAAGGACGCAAAGCGUGCAUCCUCCGUUGCGCGCUCACCUGCAGCCGCACCACGCAAGCUCUCUAAAUCCCCAAAGCGCCAAACAGCCUCCCCCGUCAUUCAUGCACCUGUCCCAGCGACGCCGAACACCCAUCACGCACACCAAAGGCCUCCCACUAUUCCCCCAAAUGCCUUCACCCCCCAGCCUGUGCUCACGGGAAGCGCUCAGCCAAACCAGCAGCGGAACCUCCAUGAUGCCAAUGAGGCCAAAGCAACCCGGAAAACGGACAUAGAGCGCCGAUGCCAGCACAUGAAUCCGCCUAUUGCUCCAAACAUAUUGCGCCACAUGGAUGCUUUCAAGGCAGCUAUCCAGAUAUCUCAGCCAAUGAACGACUAUGCGUGGAGCGUCUUGCAGCCUCGCCUAAUCGCCAACUUGCCUGCUGCCCAACAGGCCGAGGCCGACCACGUGUCCCGUGUAGCCUCGCUUCCGACAAAAACAACAGACCGCCGUCAUCAGGAUGCUAACUCCAAGGAAGCGAAGGAGGCCAUGGACCGCGAGUGGGAAGAAUCCCAACGAGCAAUCCGUGACAGGCUCAGCGCCAUCGCUGACGACUUCAUCAAUCGAGACUGGGACCAUGGGAAAGCUCUCACCUACGAGAACAGUCCGAAGUUUGCGGCGGACCUUCUCAUACACGUAAGGCGAGCUUACUAUGAAGAGGUGAAUGGGUCAGGAGCUGCGCGGCAGGCAUCGCAGGGAAGUGAGCCCUCAGACCACAGACCGCACUUGGUACUGGAGAAUAUGAAGUGGGUAUAUGAUAACAAGCUCAAACCCUUGACAGAACAGUAUCGCCGAGAAUUGUUUCUCUGCCAUGGCAACGACUGCGAGCAGAACAUCCGGCUCUACGGGUUCGAAGGUGUCGUCCAGCACUAUGGAGCAAAGCACACCACCGCGUUCAGCAGCGGUAACAUCGUCGUUGCCUGGAGAGAAGCUGAGUGGCCAGAGGAAACACCCUUCCAUCCGGAUCCUAUCUCAGUGAAACACGUUCCCCACGCGUCCUCUAACGGAACAGGUUACGGCGGGUUCUACGGUGGAUUUUCGCGGGCAGGAACCUCCACUCCCCAUAUGCCAACUCACAUGCCCCAAGCAAGCCCAGGUCCUUACCAGUAUGCCGGCUACAAUGGCCCCUUUGCUCCGCCUCAGGUACCAUAUGACUACUCGCAGGUCUAUGGUGCCCCUGCAGAGGGACAUCCAUACCAAUCGAUGGGCCCUCCCGGCUACGGUCCUCACCCCGGUAACCCUUCGUACAUGCCAUCUCCUGCUAUGAUCAAUCCUGCUGUAGCCCCGCCUCCUGGUAUGCCUCCACCACCCCAUGGCAUCGCCGAUCCUGUACCAAAUGGCAACGAGGAUCCGAAUCAGAGCACAGCCUCGUUCGACAAGGAAGUAAGUACCAUCAUCGGACUGGCCCAGGACAUGUGGAAACAGACCUCCGGUAUCAAGGACAUGCCCAAUAGCCUCCGGAUCUAUGUCUUGUUACAUCGCGUCAUUUCAAAGUUCCACGUUGAGUUCAAUUACGAACCAAAUCUAAACCACUUCAUUGGCGCGCUCUCUAACCGCGAGAUAUCAAAGGCGCUCAAGAAUGCGUCGGGUCUGUCUUGCAAAGCUUGUCAACUCCAGUCUGCUCACCACCUUACCGGCGCACACUACACAAAGCCGGAGGAGAGGAAAAACUACACUGUUUUGACUUUGUUUCAACACUUCCGUGCCCAGCAUCUAGUGAUCAAUCCUUCCGGUAUUGGUUAUGGACAGGCCUCCACUGCCCUGGACUGGAAAGAGGAUAUGAUCGAAUUGCCCAGCGAGCGCUUCAUCUCAGGGCUUAUACACGCUCCAGGUAUGGACGACGAGAAGCUUCUCAUGAUCGCAACCACCUUCCCGAGCUUAUUCCCCCUGCCUCUGCCAACGAUAGGCAAGAUCGAAGACGACGGGCUAACCUCGCCUGCUUCCUCUGGACCUGCAAAGGACAGCCUCCGUGCAAGUGGUACCCCGGGCGUUGCUCUAGACAGGUCAGGUCCAUCAUACAUCGGCGCUUCACGUACUGAGUCGCCUCGACCAUUAAAACCCGGAGAAGACGAGUACAACCCCGACCGGCCAUCCACUGCUGCCGACCGAGCAAACCAAGCUCCAACCACAGGGAGCAAAAAGCGUUCACACCGCGAUAGUCCACCUGAGCAAAGGGGGGAGCGCUACUAUGGUGAGCCCAGGUACUAUUUGGCCAGAGAGCAGCCGGACGACGGGUAUCCACGGCCUCGAGAGUACGUGGAGUAUGCUCCUAGCCCCCGAAUGUUUCACACAGCUCCUGUUUACGAUGAUUACUCUGGACGUCGUACUGGGUUCCGAGAGGCCGACCGUUUUUACGGCCCUCCACCCGAGGAGAUCCUCUACGCACGCCCUCAUGAAGGAGGCCAUAGUCGACAGUACAGCUCUCAUUUGCGCCAGGUCAGGUAUGCCGACGACGAUGGCCAACGCCCGGAAUAUCACUAUCCAGCCGAAGCUCGACCACGAGAAGCUAGUGGACCGCGUGGACAAUCAGCCGCAGAUCGUUUCCUCGAAGAGUUUGUCCCCGAGCAGCCUCCUGCAAGCGAAGAGCAACCUCCUCCACCCCCGCGGCCGGAUUCAAAGCCUUCCGUGUCAGCUCAUGAAGGCGAUGAUGGCUCUCGUUACACACCUCCACCGCCAAAUCCACCUCCUCCAAGCAAGCCUGAGAGUCAAACUCGGCCGCUUGCAGCACCACAGCCGGCACCGUCAACUGUCUCCAAUCAGUCUCGAUACGAAGCUCCUCCUCCGCAUGGCCGCCACAUCCUUACGCCAGACUCUGUAGGUCCUCCCCGCCGGCCUGCCCCUCAGCGCCGUAGAGACCAUCAUCAUGAACACCGGAUGCCAUCUCGCUACUACCGCUACAUGAGCGUUGCCGCCCGAGAGGAUCCCUACGGCCGCGCACCAAGCAUCACCCGAUCCCAAAGAAGCAGAUACGAGGAGCAGCGUCGCCGUAUCGACGAAGCAGAGACACCUCAGCCCACCACAGAACGAGACCGCGCAUACGAACCAGCCUACUCGCGGGAUCACAGCGUCGACCAUGCACCCCCCGAAGAACGCUUCUACCCACCUGCUCGCCCAGCACCGCGCGAUUACGUAUCUAUUCAAGAUCGUGCCCACCACUUCUCUCCACCGCGCUAUCACCGCUACGACGAACCUCGUGGACCCCCGCCGCCGAUGUACUACGAUGAAUAUGGACAGCCCGAGUACGAAAUCGUGCGCGUACGUGGCGACUACCGUCAACCGCGUCCGUACAUGGGAGAGUACCGUCAGCCCGGCCCUGCAAGCUAUGAGCCAUACCACGAGCCGUACACGUAUGAGCGUCCCCCUCCUCAAAGGUACAACAGCCGCCCGGAGGAGUUUGUUUACUACGAAGACAGAGAGAGGGAAAGGCCGCUACCAAGGCGACCAGUACACGAACCUGAGGCUGAGCCUCUAGAGCCUCCACCUGUUGGAGUUAAGAUCGAGGCUGCUACCCCUGUCCCGGGUAUUCCUGAUUGAGCGAAGAUGAUUGGACUCACCAGGAUUAUGAGUACACUUGCAACGUUCCAUGGUUUUUAUGAGAAUUUGCCCUGUACAUGUAUAACAAGUCACGACUUGCAGCGUUACGCGCGUUAUGCGAUUGGAAGCUAGCGAUCCAUAUAUAUUGUCUAUAUCAUUUACGAAGAAAUGAACAAUCCAUU